Messenger RNA from Marasmius oreades (fairy-ring Marasmius), 1153 nucleotides. RefSeq lists its product as uncharacterized. The record is from RefSeq and is a predicted model, not a curated record. Bases 275 to 1153 code for a protein of 292 amino acids. The transcript is spliced from 2 exons. NCBI's taxonomy places the organism in Eukaryota, Fungi, Basidiomycota, Agaricomycetes, Agaricales, Marasmiaceae.
CUCUACACUUCUGAAUCAUCCAUCCACGUUUAGAUUAACGUGGCGGUGAGCUUGGAUCAUGAUGACUUUCGAUGCAAGUUUCCCACCAGUAGCCCGUGUGGAACCUUAGACUGGAUGCCGGGUAAUCUAUCUAUCCAUUAUCUAUCGUUGUCCACUGUUUGCCGACCAUUUUCACCCAGUUUCAAACAUUGACUCAAACUGAACUACCCACAGCUUCAGAAUCGUUUUUCAUUACAGUGCAAGGUUUUACGUGCGAAGGAAGAAAAUAAAACGAAUGCGGCCAAUCGAUAUUUCAAUGCAAGUACAUCGACAACCACUUCUAUGCCAAAGGUGCCAGCAGGUUCUCAAUGUUCCCAAUACUCGCCGAUUCCAUAUGCUUGAACCUCGAUUUCUUCGAAGCGAUUACGUACCCUCCGAGAUAGAGAUAUCUCAUUUGACCAAGGUUUUGAUGGAAGCGGAGAAACAAGUUGAGCAGUACGAGAAAGAUAUUUCGGUUUUGCGACGAAAGUUGGAUCAGCUGGAGAAGGAAAAGAUCACUGCAGAAGCCGUCACAGAGCAGUGUCGUGCCAGUCUCUCUGUGCAUCGACGGGUACCCGUGGAGAUCUGGGAGCUGAUCUUUUCUAGAUUAUGCCUGUCGCUGCACGACUAUCCGUUCGAUACCAACUUGUUGCCAGGACUCCCUGCCAUCCUCAUCUCCCAAGUUUGCUCACGUUGGAAGGCCAUCGCUGGCAGACUGUCCAGUAUCUGGUCUUCUAUCAACGUCCACUUGGACGAGCUUUACGACAUCAGGCUUCCCCUCGAGACCUACCUAUCGAAUUCGGCUGGUUAUCCUUUGAAGAUACGGAUCGCAGGCCAAAGCAAUGCUCCCCUCACGCCACAAGGCGUUGACGUUUGGCAGAUGUUGUUCAAACACAUUAACAGAUGCAGAGAGCUCGUUAUGGCGAUUGUUCUUUUCUGUUUUAAUGAAAAUCAUUCCCCACCAGUUUCGAAUUUUAACUUUUCCAAGCUUGAAUCACUGCACGAAGAAAAUGUUAUCCCUGGUCAAUGUGAAUGGCCCUGGUUCUGGCAAGCUAUCCAGGAGGCACCGAAACUUACCACCGUUACCUCCUUAGACUCCAAUCGCACGCUACCUUUUUCUCGGCUAACCACAUGA